UAUCCCUGUUUCCCUCUGUAUUUGACUCGAAAGAAAACUAGAGGUUAAUCUCUCGUUGCUUUCUCCAUAAUUAAGCAAGACCUUCCUUCCUCACUCGUCCUUUCUAACACCAGAACCACCGCACCAGGCCCAAUCUUACACGCACUUCUUCUCACUCUCACAUAGACAAUCUGGUUGAGAGCUUUGUUCGUGAAGGUUCGUAGACUUCAGAGUCGUGAAGGAGUUUGAGUGAAGAGUGUCAGAGUCGCCGAAAUCCAUUCUCACACGUCCUGGAUUCACUGCUCGUAUUUCAGAUCCGUUGGAUGAUCGGAACUUAGAGAAGGAAGGCUGGUUGCAAACUUAGCAUGCGUGGCCGCCAACGCGAAGCUUAUUCGAUGUACAAGCGCUUGUCAUCGAGAGACUAUACAAAUACCAUUGACAUGGAAGCAAAAGAGCUUAUAGAUGCGAUAGAUGUGGAAGAAAACUCAGCUCUUUUACAGAAAAUUACAGUUCCAGAACCUUCAAAUCCCUCCUGGAGGCUUUCUUUUCCCCAUGUAGUAGUGGCAACUCUAUCUUCAUUCUUGUUUGGCUACCAUCUCGGGGUAGUUAAUGAACCGCUUGAAAGCAUUUCUAAAGAUCUUGGCUUCAAGGGGAAUACCUUGGCAGAAGGUCUGGUAGUGAGUACAUGUUUGGGAGGUGCGCUUGUUGGAUCAUUAUUCAGUGGAUGGGUAGCUGAUGGAGUUGGACGUCGUAGGGCUUUUCAACUUUGUGCGUUGCCUAUGAUUAUUGGUGCUGUUAUGAGUGCAUCAACAAAAACUCUUGCUGGCAUGCUUUUGGGGAGGUUAUUUGUUGGGACUGGUAUGGGCCUGGGCCCUCCUGUUGCUUCUCUUUAUGUGACAGAGGUUUCUCCUGCUUUUGUGAGGGGUACUUAUGGCAGUCUCAUCCAGAUUGCAACAUGCCUUGGACUAAUGGGGGCUCUUUUUGUUGGAAUCCCUGUCAAAGAAAUUGUUGGCUGGUGGCGUGUUUGUUUCUGGGUAUCUACAAUUCCAGCUGCAAUACUUGCUCUUGCCAUGGUAUUCUGUGCAGAGAGUCCACAUUGGCUACAUAAGCAAGGAAGAACUUAUGAGGCUGAAGCCGAAUUUGAGAGGCUCCUUGGUGGAUCACAUGUCAAAACUGCAAUGGCAGAAUUAGCCAAGUCGGACAGGGGAGAUGACACAGAUACUGUAAGGCUUUCAGAGUUGCUGUACGGCCGCCAUUUUAGAGUUGUUUUUAUUGGAUCAACCCUAUUUGCUUUACAACAGCUAUCUGGUAUAAAUGCUGUCUUUUACUUCUCCUCAACUGUAUUUAAAAGUGCUGGAGUACCAUCAGGCCUUGCAAAUGCCUUCAUAGGAAUUGCAAAUUUGUCAGGAUCCAUUGUUGCAAUGGUUUUGAUGGAUAAAGUAGGAAGGAAGCUGCUGCUUUUGUGGAGCUUCUUCGGCAUGGCAAUAUCAAUGUCUCUUCAAGUUGUAGCAAGCUUUUAUUCAUCAGGCUCUGGAUCACUGUACCUGUCUGUUGGUGGAAUGCUGAUGUUCGUCUUAACAUUUGCUCUAGGAGCUGGUCCAGUUCCAGGUCUCCUUUUACCAGAAAUAUUCCCCAGCCGCAUCAGGGCAAAAGCAAUGGCUGUCUGUAUGUCAGUGCAUUGGGUGAUAAAUUUCUUUGUGGGAUUGCUAUUCUUACAAAUGUUGGAACAAUUUGGCCCGCGGCUUCUGUAUUCUAUAUUUGGCACCUUUUGCAUGCUGGCUGUGGUUUUUGUGAAACGAAAUGUGGUGGAAACUAAAGGAAAAUCGCUCCAAGAAAUUGAGAUAGCGCUUCUUCCGCAAGAAUAGAGGUGCUUUUAUGCUACGAUAAAAGUGUUUGCUGCUGGAAGCCGACCAAGUUGCAAAUGAUCGCCAGAAAAUGGUACAAUUUGGGAAAAAGAGUACUUACCCUGGGAGGGUAAAUUCUUGUCUGGUAAAAUUUUGGUGAUGGUGAACUUAAUAGAAAUAUAUCCUUUAGGCGUUCGGUCAUAAAUCAUAGGUAUGCUACAGAGGCCUAGUGUGAAUUUGUAGGUAUAGUUAAAUGUAUCAUGUUUAAUUCUCAUAUGAUCAAUUGCUCAAGCCAGACAGUUCUCUUGGAAUGUUUACUAACAAAAUUUCAAUUGAUGGUCCUCUUUAUG
Molecule: messenger RNA, 2173 nt
Organism: Prunus mume (Japanese apricot)
Lineage: Eukaryota; Viridiplantae; Streptophyta; Magnoliopsida; Rosales; Rosaceae
Product: putative plastidic glucose transporter 2
Biological process (GO): monosaccharide transmembrane transport
Cellular component (GO): membrane
Molecular function (GO): hexose transmembrane transporter activity
Source: RefSeq, a predicted model, not a curated record